ACCCUGCAAGCUGCAUCAAGCUUUAUCCUACGUGUUCCUUUGGUGAACCAGGCCAUUCCACAUUCUCUUCCCAGUCUUUUGCAUGACAUUUUUUUUCUGGAUUGCCCAGCUCAAAUAGGGCGGAGGUCAGCCCUGGUGUAGAGUCCCUUCCCUGUUUAAUGUACACUUAAACUUGCAAAAAGAUGACCGACCUCUUAAGAAGUGUUGUCACAGUCAUUGAUGUUUUCUACAAAUAUACCAACCAAGAUGGGGAGUGUGGCACACUGAGCAAGGAUGAGCUAAAGGAACUUCUAGAGAAAGAGUUCCGUCCAAUUCUGAAGAACCCAGAUGAUCCAGACACAGUGGAUGUCAUCAUGCACAUGCUAGAUCGAGAUCAUGACCGAAGACUGGACUUUACUGAGUUUCUUCUGAUGGUAUUCAAGCUGGCUAUGGCCUGCAACAAGGUUCUCAGCAAAGAAUACUGCAAAGCUUCAGGGUCAAAGAAGCAUAGGCGUGGUCACCGACACCAUAAGGAAGAAAGUGAAACAGAAGAGGAUGAAGAAGAUGCACCAGAACAGAAAUCAGGUUACAGGCAUUCAAAUUGGAGGGAGGGAGAGGAGUAUGGUUAUGGUUCUGAGGGUUUGAGGCGAAGUGUGAAACACAGACAUGGGUCAAAUUCCAGGAGGCUGGGAAGGCAAGGUGGUUUAUCUAGCUCAGAGAACCAAGAGAAAUCUGAGAAAAGACACCGUGGGUCUGGUCACUCAUGGAAUAGUGACAAAGAAAGACAUGGUUCCAGCUCUGGAGAGCUGGGGGAUAGAAGAAACAAGUCACAUGUUGGCCCCACCAGGGAAUCUGGGAAGGAAUAUGAAUCAGAAUCUGGAUCUGGGUCAAAGAGUGAGAGGAAGAAAAGUCAUGGUGGUCUGUCACAUAGACUGGAUGCUGGUGGGCAUGAAUCAAACUCUACUCAGUCAAGAAAUAGUGGAGGACAAAAGCUUGGGUCUAGCUCUAAAGGUUCAGAAGACAGUGGAAGACAAAGCUAUGGAUGUGGUUCCAGCAAUUCGGGUGGGUGUGGAAGUCCACAAAAUACUUCUAGUUCCUGUCAGGAAGGUAGAUUUGGAGGGCAAGGAAAUCAAUCUAGCUGCACUCAGUCAGGUUAUCAAACAGGAAGUAGUGGAAGACAAGAUCGUGGAUGUAUCUCGGGAGGUCAGUCCUCUGGAUGUGGUCAACAUGAGCCUAGCUUCUGUAGUCAGUCUUCUAGUCAAAGAGGAUACGGAUCUAGAGCAUGUGGUCAGACACAGAACUGUGGAAGACAACAGAAAACAGGUUCAAGUCAGUCCUCUUGCUGUGAACAAUAUGGGUCUGGAACAAGUCAGUCUUCUAGUUAUGGUCAACAUGGAUCUGGUACUUGUGGACACUUUUCAAACUCUCAUCAAAAAGGGUCUGGUUCAAAGGAAUUUUCUAAAUGUGGACAACAUGGAUCUGGCUCAUGUCAGUCCUCUGGCUUUGGACAUGGCUCUGGCUCAUGCCAGUCCUCUGGCUUUGAACAACAUGGGUCUGGCUCAUGUCAGACCUCUGGCUUUGGACAACAUGGGUCAGGAUCAGGUCAAUCCUCUGGUUUUGGACAACAUGGGUCAAGCUCAGGACAAUCCUCUGGCUUUGGUCAGCAUGGGUCUAGUUCAGGACCAUCCUCUGGCUUUGGCCACCAUGGAUCCAGCUCAGGUCAGUCCCCUGGCUUUGGUCAGUAUGGGUCUGGAUCAAGUCAGUCCUCCAGCUUUGGCCAACAUGGGUCUGGCUCAGGUCAAUCCUCUGGUUUUGGCCAACAUGGGUUUGGCUCAGGUCAAUCCUCUGGUUUUGGCCAGCAUGGAUCCAGCUCAGGUCAGUCCUCUGGCUUUGGUCAGUAUGGGUCUGGAUCAAGUCAGUCCUCCAGCUUUGGCCAACAUGGGUCUGGCUCAGGUCAAUCCUCUGGCUUUGGACAACAUGGGUUUGGCUCAGGUCAAUCCUCUGGUUUUGGCCAGCAUGGGUCUGGCUCAAGCCAAUCCUCUGGCUUUGGACAACAUGAGUCUGGCUCAGGUCAGUCCUCUGGUUUUGGACAACAUGGCUCUGGUUCAGGCCAGUCCUUUGGCUUUGGCCAGCAAGGGUCUGGCUCAAGCCAGUCCUCUGGCUUUGGACAACAUGGGACUGGCUCAGGUCAGUCCUCUAGUUUUGGACAACAUGGCUCUGGCUCAGGUCAGUCCUCUGGUUGUGGACAACAUGGCUCUGGCUCAAGCCAGUCCUCUGGCUUUAGACAACAUGGGUCUGGCUCAGGUCAGUCCUCUAGUUUUGGACAACAUGGGUCUAGCUCAAGACAGUCCUCUGGCUUUGGCCAGCAUGGGUCUGGUUCAGGUCAGACCUCUGGCUAUGGACAACAUGGAUCCAGCUCAGGUCAGUCUUCUGGCUUUGGCCAAUAUGGGUCUGGCUCAGGUCAUUCCUCUAGUUUUGGACAGCAUGGGUCUGGCUCAGGCGAAUCCUCUGGCUUUGGUCAACAUGGGUCUGGCUCAAGUCAGUCCUCUGCCUUUGAACAACAAGGGUCUGGUGCAGGUCCAUUUUCUAGCUCUGGACAACAUGGGUCUGGAACAGGUCAAUCCUCAGGCUCUGGACAUGGAUCUAGCUCACAUCAGUCCCCUAGCUUUGGGACUGGCUCAGGUCAUUCUUCUGGCUUUGGACAACAUGAGUCUAGAUCAGGUCAGUCUAGCUGUGGUCAACAUUGUUCCACUUCAGUGCAAUCCUCCAAUUUUGGCCAAGGAUCCUGCUCAGGAAAGUCCUCUAACCCUGAUCAACAUGCUAGCACAAGUCAGUCUUCUACUUAUGAUCAACAUGGGUUUAGCUCAGGGGAAUCUUCUGGAUAUGAACAACAUGAAUCUAGGGUAAGGGGAAAAGAAAGCUCUUGCACUAGUUCAGGAAAAGAGGGUCCAAAACAUGGAAGACCCAUAUCAGAUUCAGCCCACACUCAGAUAAGAGAAACAGGCCCAAAGAAAACUACUCAGAGGGAUAAUGAGAGAAACAAGAGACACAGUACAACAGCAAAAAAGACUGAAGAUCAUGACAGCAUUCAUGGACAUAGCCAACAAAGGCAAGGAUCAAGUCAGGAAAGAAGGACUUCUACAACACAGGACACGAAACAUAACCACAAAAAUGACAGUCAAGCCCAGACAGAUAAAUGGGAGACAUAUUCAGCAACUACCCGGGAGCAUUAUGAAAAUGACCAUGAAAAAUCAGGAGGAAUUCCCACAGGUAAAAAUGAAAGAUCUACUCACAGACAGGCAGGAGACAACACAAGACAUGCCCAUUCCGGCCAUGGACAGGCCACCAGGACAGAACCAAGUAGGACCCGAAAAACGGGAUCUGGCAGCAGUGAGUCCAGUGACAGGGGAAGGCUUUCAGGAGUCCCACAGACACAGACAGGGUCCCCUCAUGGCCAUGCUGGAUCUCAACAUGGAGAGUCGAGAUCUACCCAGGAAGGAAGACAGACAAUUACUCACAGACAGGCAGAAGACACCACUAGACAUACCCAGUCUGGGCAUGGACAAGCCACCAGGUCAGAAUCCAGUAGGACUGGAAGAAGAGAAUCCAGUGUCAGUGAGUCCAGUGACAAUGAACGGCACUCAGGAAUCCCACAGACACAGGCAGGAUCCCCUCAUGGCCACCCUGGAUUCCAACAGGGAGAGUCAGGAUCCACCCAUGAAGGAAGAUGGGAAACUACUCACAGAAAGCAAGGAGACACCACUAGCCAACCUCAUUCUGGUCACGGACAGGCCACCAGGACAGAAGCUAGCAGGACCCAAAGAAGCAGAUCCAGUGCCAGUGAAUCAAGUGACAGGGAAAGGCACUCAGGACUCCCACAGACACACACAGAGUCCCCUCAUGGCCAGGCUGGAUCUGAACAUGGAGAGUCGGGAUCCACCCGGGAAGGAAGACAGGGAACUACUCACAGACAGGCAGGCGACACCACUAGACAUACCCAGUCCACUCAUGGACAAGCCACCAGGUCAGAAUCCAGUAGGACCGGGAGAAGAGAAUCCAGUGUCAGUGAGUCCAGUGACAGUGAAAGGCACUCAGGAGUCCCACAGACACAGGCAGGGUCCCCUCAUGGCCACCCUCCAUUCCAACAGGGAGAGUCAGGAUCCACACUGAAAGGGAGACAGGGAACAACUCACAGACAGCAAAGAGACACCACUAGACAUACACUGUCUGGUCAUGGACAGGCCACCAGGACAGAAUCCAGUAGGACAGGAAGAACAGGAUCUAGGAGCAGUGAGUCCAGGGACAGGGGAAGGCCUUCAGGAGUCCCACAGACACAGGCCGGGUCCCCUUAUGGCCAUGCUGGAUCUCAACAUGGAGAGUCGGGAUCCACCUGGGAAGGAAGACAGGGUACUACUCACAGACAGGCAAGAGACACCACUAGACAUACACAGUCCACUCAUGGACAAGCCACCAGGCCAGAAUCCAGUAGGACCGGGAGAAGAGAAUCCAGUGUCAGUGAGUCCAGUGACAGUGAAAGGCACUCAGGAGUCCCACAGACACAGGCAGGGUCCCCUCAUGGCCACCCUGGACUCCAACAGGGAGAGUCAGGAUCCACACUGAAAGGGAGACAGGGAACAACUCACAGACAGGUAGGAGACUCCACUAGACAUACCCAGUCUGGUCAUGGACAAGCCACCAGGUCACAAUCCAGUAGGACUGGGAGAAGAGAAUCCAGUGUCAGUGAGUCCAGUGACAGUGAAAGGCACUCAGGAGUCCCACAGACACAGGCAGGGUCCCCUCAGGGCCAUGCUGGAUCUCAACAUGGAGAGUCGGGAUCCACCCGGGAAGGAAGACAGGGAACUACUCACAGACAGGCAGGAGACACCACUAGACAUACCCAGUCCACUCAUGGACAAGCCACCAGGUCAGAAUCCAGUAGGACCGGGAGAAGAGAAUCCAGUGUCAGUGAGUCCAGUGACAGUGAAAGGCACUCAGGAGUCCCACAGACACAGGCAGGGUCCCCUCAUGGCCACCCUGGACUCCAACAGGGAGAGUCAGGAUCCACACUGAAAGGGAGACAGGGAACAACUCACAGACAGGUAGGAGACUCCACUAGACAUACCCAGUCUGGUCAUGGACAAGCCACCAGGUCACAAUCCAGUAGGACUGGGAGAAGAGAAUCCAGUGUCAGUGAGUCCAGUGACAGUGAAAGGCACUCAGGAGUCCCACAGACACAGGCAGGGUCCCCUCAGGGCCAUGCUGGAUCUCAACAUGGAGAGUCGGGAUCCACCCGGGAAGGAAGACAGGGAACUACUCACAGACAGGCAGGAGACACCACUAGACAUACCCAGUCCACUCAUGGACAAGCCACCAGGCCAGAAUCCAGUAGGACCGGGAGAAGAGAAUCCAGUGUCAGUGAGUCCAGUGACAGUGAAAGGCACUCAGGAGUCCCACAGACACAGGCAGGGUCCCCUCAUGGCCACCCUGGACUCAACAGGGAGAGUCAGGAUCCACACGGAAAGGAGGACAGGGAACAACUCACAGACAGGUAGGAGACUCCACUAG
Acinonyx jubatus (cheetah) is the source of this 5544-nucleotide messenger RNA. RefSeq names its product filaggrin-2-like. Gene Ontology annotation, molecular function: calcium ion binding; transition metal ion binding. Gene Ontology annotation, cellular component: cornified envelope; keratohyalin granule; nucleus. The record is from RefSeq and is a predicted model, not a curated record. The coding region runs from base 183 to 5531 and encodes 1782 amino acids. The transcript is spliced from 4 exons. Lineage: Eukaryota; Metazoa; Chordata; Mammalia; Carnivora; Felidae. Gene Ontology annotation, biological process: establishment of skin barrier.